This is a messenger RNA of Phacochoerus africanus (Common warthog), 3047 nucleotides long. RefSeq names its product PVR cell adhesion molecule (gene PVR). Gene Ontology annotation, biological process: coreceptor-mediated virion attachment to host cell; establishment of mitochondrion localization; regulation of viral entry into host cell. The coding region runs from base 593 to 1801 and encodes 402 amino acids. The transcript has 9 exons. The record is from RefSeq and is a predicted model, not a curated record. Gene Ontology annotation, molecular function: cell adhesion molecule binding. Gene Ontology annotation, cellular component: plasma membrane; extracellular exosome; apical junction complex. NCBI's taxonomy places the organism in Eukaryota, Metazoa, Chordata, Mammalia, Artiodactyla, Suidae.
CAGAGACCAUCCCAUUCAGAGACUCGCCUACAUACAUGCAGAGUGAGCCACAGCGAACCUCAGAGCCACCUGCCCACUGCUGUGUUCCAGGGCCAAGUCAGAGAAGGCAGCAGAGGACAGAGCCCUCCAACCCGGCCACAUUCCAAAGGAGGAAUUUUCUAGAAAGGUUUCCAUCUCUGCUCCGUCCCUCACCAACCGCGAGCUUUAAAAAGUCGCCGACCCUCUCUGCCCCCGUUUCCUCGCCUGUCACGUGGGGACCCGUAUAUAGGACGCUUCCCCCUAUCAGUAGCGCUGUCGCCGAAAUCAGGACAAACGUCAGAGGAGGCGCAAAGGGAGCGCGCAGAAUCCGAGCCUCCGCAGACGCACCGGGAGCCCGGCGGGGACUCCGGCCCAGGUCUUCUGCUACCCCGUGGCCGGUCGGCCGAGAAGAAGAGGAAGCGGAACUUGCCCUUCCCGAUCCCCGGGCAGCGCCGGCCGGGUGCCGCCGGGAUUCCUUCGCAGCAGCUGCUGAGUCAGGACCAGCGGCGCCACGGGCAGAGCGAGCAGACGCCUCCGGGAGCGGAGGGUGGAGCUGCCCGCGGAGGAGCACAGCAUGGCCGGAGCCACUCCUUCUGCUUGGCCACUGCUGCUGUUCCUGUUGUCGCUGUCCUGGGCACCCACCGGAGCCGAGACCCAGACCUCCGUGCUGGCCCCCGCCCAGGUGCUUGGCUUCCUAGGCAACAUCACGAAGCUCUCUUGCAAACUGCAGCCACUACAGCACGAAGUGACGGUGACGCAGGUGACCUGGACCCAGCAAAAGCUGUCGGAGGCCUCCCGCAGCGUGGCAGUCUUCCACCCCACCCGGGGCCCGAGCUUCCCCGAGCCUGGGAGGUGGGAGUUCGAGGCCGCAAGAGCCGGCGAGGAGGUGCGGGACGCAUCGCUGAUCAUUUGGGAGCUGCGUGCGGAGGAUGAGGCCAACUACACCUGCCAGUUCGCCACGUUCCCCGACGGCGAUCGGAGCGCCCGAACCAGGCUCCGGGUGCUGGCCCAGCCCCAGAACAAGGUUGAGACCCAGGAGGUCCCGCUCAGCCCACUCAGCUUGGAGCCUGUGCCGGUGGCCCGCUGCGUCUCCACGGGGGGCCGCCCCCCGGCCCGCAUCUCCUGGUCCUCACACCUGGACUCAAAGGCCUAUAAGAGCCAGGUGCCGGGGCCCCGGCCCGGGACCUUCACCGUCAGCAGCUUUUUAACCUUGACGCCUUCGAGCCAGGUGGACGGCCAGAACGUCACCUGCAGAGUGGAGCACGAGAGCUUUGAGGAGCCCAUGGUGCUCCCUGUGACCCUGACCGUGCCCUACCCCCCAGAGGUCUCCAUCUCUGGCUACGAUGACAACUGGUACCUCGGCCGCAGUGAGGCCACACUGAACUGUGACAUUCGCAGCAAACCAGAGCCCACGGGGUAUAACUGGAGCACGACCAUGGGACCCUUGCCACCCUCCGCUGUGGCUCAGGACACCCGGCUUCUGAUCCACACUGUGGACGAGUCUGUCAACACGACUUUUGUCUGCUCUGUCACUAACGCGCUAGGGACUGGCCAGGCAGAACUGACCGUCCUGGUCAGAGGACUUCCCAGGGAGAAGUCAUAUCCUAGCUCAUCCUCAAAAGUCAUUAUCAUCUCAAUUGGGGUAAUCUUGGUUUGUCUGCUACUGCUGGGGAUCCUGGCGUGUAUCUGGCGCUCCAGAAGGUCCCGUCGGAACCCACAAAGAUCCCCUGCUAAUGGCGAAGUCCACUAUUUACCUGCGAAUCAGAGGGACAGCUCUCCCUAGAAUACACUGACAGAAAGCACAAGGUGACAGCAUAUAGACUGAAUGGAGAGAGACCCUGAAGCUGGCAAGGACGGGGAUCUUGCAGCUGGACUCCACCUUGAUGGAUGAAGUCUCCCUCCAAAGAGACUGGCCACUCUCAAGAAUGUCCCCUCUGCCUCAUAACACCAUGGUCAGUCGGGUACAAGUCCAGGGGUCCCCAAGACCACCCUCAGGUUGAAUUAUUCACUACAAGGACUCACAAAACUCAGGGAAGCUGUUACACUCACGGUUAUGGUCUACUACACUGAAAGCAUGAGAUUAAUGCGGAAAGGUGCCUUGGGGCAAGGGUCCCCAGAGAGACCUGCCCAAGCUCUAGUCGUCCACUCCAGGGAGUCAUAUGGACAGCACUUCCUUCUCCAAGCACUGACAUGCGACAGCACACACAGAGUGUUGCCAAGCAGGAAAGCUCACCUGAGCCUUGGGUUCCAGAACUUUUAUUGGGGUUCCAUCAUGUUGACACGGGUGACCACCCAUGUAGCUGACCUUAGUCUCUAGCACCAACAGAGGUCAAGCCAUCAUUGUGCAGCCCAAGGCCCCCACCAUAAUCACUUCAUCUGUAUUGAUUAUCCAGUAUGGUCCACAGCACUAGGUAAACAGAGACUCUACCAGCCAGGACAGUCCAAGGAAGGACUUAGAUAUUACUUCCCAGGAGCCUGGGGCAAAGGGCCAGGUCUCUUUUUGAGCAAGGUUAAUCCUUUCCUGAAUAGUAGAGCUGCACAGAAUGUUGCAACUACCAGGGACUUUUUGAAAGAAUUUUUGACCUCUGGCCUUGAAUCACGUUGAAUCUCUGUGGCUAUAAGAAAUAGCCACUGGCCCCUGUCACCAGAAGAGAGCCAGAGAGUAGAACUCAGCCGCCUGGGGCUGUUCAAGGAGAAGGAGCUACUCGUGGCCAUGAACUUGGAGGCUGUCAGUUCCGAGCACCUUCUGCCAAAACUCGGUCCCAGGAAAGCAUCUGUAGCCAGAGUCCUGGGGUUGACGAGACCCUGGUUACCCACCAAGGAAUGUAAGAAUUUGUUCCCAAAACAAGAGGUGCUGAGGAUGCAGAAAAUCCAGCUGUGCAGGACACACUUCCCUCUGAUCAGGAUGGAUGCAGCCCAAGACCCAGGAGGCAGAGCCACUCAGAUAUGACUGACAUAUUUACUUUAAAAUGGUCUCUGUGGAGUUCCCGUCAUGGAACAGUGGUUAACAAAUCUGACUAGGAACCAUG